This is a messenger RNA of Mya arenaria, 2572 nucleotides long. Its product is annotated as pre-mRNA-splicing factor CWC25 homolog. The record is from RefSeq and is a predicted model, not a curated record. NCBI's taxonomy places the organism in Eukaryota, Metazoa, Mollusca, Bivalvia, Myida, Myidae. The transcript has 9 exons. Bases 72 to 1970 code for a protein of 632 amino acids. Gene Ontology annotation, cellular component: U2-type spliceosomal complex. Gene Ontology annotation, biological process: mRNA splicing, via spliceosome.
CACAGACAGCGCUGGAAAAAAGAGAAAAUCUUGUCUUAAAUCAGUAUUUUCUCAGUGAAAAGGAAGCAAGAAUGGCAGGUGAAAAUGAUGAAAGACGGAAAAUGAAACAGUUGAUGAAGGAGAAAGGUGAUGGCGAUACCCCUUUACAAUGGAUGUAUAAGGAAAGUAAGCCAGACAGUGAAGAUUUCCUACUUGGGAGGCGCAUUGACAAGGUCGGGGAGGACUUGGAUAAGAAGGAAGACCCAUUUUCUGCGAUAAUGGACGAGCGUAUACAACAUAACAUUGAGAUGGAUACUAAAGCCAAGAUGAGAGAAGAUCCAUUGUUUGCAAUCAGAAAGCAGGAGGAGGAUGCUAGGCGGAGACUGGUGGAAAACCCAGUCAAGAUGAAGAGACUUCAGAUGGCCCUAGAUCAAAAGAACAAGUCCAAAAAGGGAAAGAAGAAGAAGAAGAAACACAAGAAAGGCAGUUCUGAUAGUGAUUCAGAUGACAGUGAUGACGGCUUGAUGUCCGCUUAUCUGAAUAUUCUUAAACAGAAAGGAGGAGGUGGUGGGGGAGGGAAGUAUGUGGAAAAAGCCCAGGUUAAAUCUAAAAAUAGAUCAAGGGAAGCUACUCCUGAGGAAAAGUUUAACAAAUCUAAAAAUAGAGCAAGGGAGGCAAGUCCUGAUGAAAGAUCAUACAAAAUGAAAAAGAAAGCAAGGGAGCCGACUCCAGAGGAAAGAUCAUACAAAACUAACAAGAGAACAGGGGAGGCUAGUCCGGCAGAAAGGUAUAAAAGAAGGGAGGGAAAAAAUAAUAAAAAUGGUAGGGAUUAUGACAGGGACAGUAGAAAAGUUGAUAACAGAGAAAGAAGAAGAAAUAGACAAUCAGAUGAUGAUUCUGAUGAUGAUAAUGGGCAGAGGAAUAGAUAUACUGGUAAACCUAGAGAGCAAGAUGUAAGCUCACACAGAGAUGGAAGGUCAAGCAAAGAUGAAAGCUCAUACAGAAAUGAAAGGUCAUACAGAGAUGAAAGGUCAAGCAGAGAUGGAAAGUCAUUCAGAGAUGAAAGGUCAUAUAGAGUUGAAAGGUCAAACAGAGAUGAAAGGUCAUACAGGGACGGAAAGCCACAUGGUGAAGAGAGGUCAAACAGGUCAAGGUCAGACAGAGACAAUUAUAUAUCUCAAAGUUCAAGGUCAUAUAGAGACAGGUCUGAUGAAAAUGAUAGAAAAUCUGGUUACAAAGAUAAAUCUCAGGACAAAUAUGAAAGGAAUAGCUCUCGAUCUCAGGGAAAGUACGAUAAGAAACGUGAUUUAAAUAGAAAAAGUGACUCAAGCUCAAGUGCUGAUAGCGAAAAUGACUCAUCUUCCUCGGAAAGAGUGAGUAAAAAUGGAUCAAAAUCUAGGACAAUGCCAGUAAAGAGACAGUCUUCUGACUCUGAAAGUAGUUCCAGUGACUCAGACUCAGGCAAGAAAGUAGUCCCUCAAAGGAAACACAUGAGGGAUUCCUCCUCUGACGAGGAUAGUGAUGAUAAGAGGAAACCAAUGAAACAGAAGAACUAUGGCCUGGUGAUAUUGAACCCUGACAGCGCGGCAUUGAAAGAGAGGUCAAAGGUCAAAGCUAAGCAGACAAAGAGGUCAGGAUCAUCUGACAGGAAGGAAGGUCAAAGAAAACGUUCACCUAGCAGGUCUCCACCAAGGCAACAAAAGAGAAAGCUUACAGAGAAAGAGAAACAGGCCCGUCUAGCUGAGAUGAUGGACAAUGCUAAAUGGCGCGAGGACCAGCGUAAGACAAACGUGACACGUUACAAACAGGAAGAGAAAGAAGAAGAGAGUAAACAAGUCGAAAAUUAUGAAACAACGGGGAGCUCCGAAUUUGUCAAUCCACUGAUGUCACGGCAUGCUGACAGUAGUUCUGUAGAGGAUCGUAUUAAAAGGAACAAACACAACAUACUCAGAACUACUGCGGACAUGGACAGGGGUUUUAGUAAGAGAUAGUACUAUUGUGGACAUGGACAGGGGUUUCAGUAAGAGAUAGUACUAUUGUGGACAUGGACAGGGGUUUCAGUAAGAGAUAGUACUAUUGUGGACAUGGACAGGAGUUUUAGUAAGAGAUUGAACUACCGUGGACAUGGACAGGGGUUUUAAUAAAAGAUAGAAAUACCACAGACAUGGACAGGGGUUUAAAUAAGAGAUGGAAAUACCCCGGUACUGCUGACAUGAACAGGGGUUUAGUAAGAUUUGAUUGGUCAGCAGUAGUUAUUGGAUUGAUAUUGAGCAAGCAAUAAAUAUUUUGGCCAGCUUUAACCAAAGGAAAGACUUCCUAAGUUUUAUCAAAUAGCUGCAGAAGGAUAUAGACAAGGAGUUUAGUAAAACGUAGAUCAUGGCAAGUUCCCAUGGCAGCUACACUCAUCUAUUCAACUUUGUAUUGUUGUUGUUUUUUAUAAUAUGAUAAAUUUCACAAGUAUUUGUAUUUUUGUACGUUGAUGAAAUGUAGACUUGUACUUUUGUAUAUUUAACAAAUUAUUGAAUUGACUAUAAAAUGAAAUCUGUUUAAUGAUGAAAUCAUGAAGAAUUGUUGAAAUAAACCAUAAAUGUAG